This is a messenger RNA of Anopheles moucheti, 1274 nucleotides long. RefSeq names its product glycine-N-acyltransferase-like protein 3. Gene Ontology annotation, molecular function: acyltransferase activity, transferring groups other than amino-acyl groups. The record is from RefSeq and is a predicted model, not a curated record. Lineage: Eukaryota; Metazoa; Arthropoda; Insecta; Diptera; Culicidae. The coding region runs from base 167 to 1120 and encodes 317 amino acids. The transcript is spliced from 3 exons.
GAUUAUCAGUUUUGUUAAGACUAAUUGCAGAAUAUGUGAUGAAAGGAAUAUAAUAUUAAUUAAAACCAAUUAAAGCAGAUAGUGUAAUGAAAAAAAAAACUCACUAUCAGAUGAGUGAUUGCACUCAUAAACCUCUGCUUAUGGCGAUUCUACACUUAUCGUAGUAAUGGUGACUCAUUAUCAGUCACAACUAUUUAGGUCUAGUAAACAUUGCAACGAUUAUCUCUGCAUAUUCAAUCUCAUUCGAAGUCAACGCUUAGCAAUGGCUGGUGGUGAUCAGUUGGUAGAGAUACCUCAGGAAAAUUGGAGCGAGCUAAGGAAUCUCUUUCAAUGUGAUUGGCCGAAGCACGAAUUUGCCUAUUAUCUAUUGGGAAACUACGUGAACUGGAAGGCACAUCAAGCAACAUUAGACAUAAAAUGUUACUCGUUAAACGGUAACUGGAGACAUAAUGCAACAUUUGUUUUGAAGGAUGCGUUUGAAAUAUACUUCUAUUCAAAAUCUGAAAAUGAUGAUUGCGCAAUGUUGAUAAGACUCUUGUCUCUAGUUCGAUGGGAUUCAUGCUAUGAAAUUAGUAUGGACUACCUGGAGAGGCAUCACUCAGCGAUUGAGAGAAUUAUUAGUGAUCGAUGUCUAACGGUGGCAAGUAGUAAUUUAGCAAACUACUAUUUUUUGCCCAAGAAGGAAGCCCUUACACUGCAUACGUCUACAAUACCUGAAGGCUACAGGAUUAAUAAGUUGCAACCGAAGGACCUAAAUCACAUCUACGCUAAUUGGCCUCUGAAAAAUCACAUCAGCUAUGAAGCAGGUUAUGGGCUACUGAACCGGUUGAUUCUAUUGAACGAAAAUGUAGGAUUAUUUAAUGAAAAGGACGUGCUUGUGUCGUGGUGUUUAAGUGAUCAAACCGGUGCCCAUUCCGAUCUUCAAACAUUGCCAGCCUAUUGUCGUAAUGGAUAUGGACGGUUGGUUGUAAUAGAGCUGGCAAAACGACUUGCACGAGCGGGAUCAGAUUCCAAAGCGUAUGUCUUACAUGAUAACGAAAAAUCGAUACGAUUGUUUGAGAGUGUAGGGUUUCGAAAGCUACAAAAUCUGCAUUGGCUUGUUGUUCAUGCAAAACGAUAAAUGAUACGUCCUUUGAUGGACUCAAAAAUUGCGCCUAUAACGUCUAACGGUUCGCUUUAUCCAAUAGAGAUUUUAGCUUAGCCAGGCAUGAUAUUAACACGUGUUUUGUUGCGUUUUCUAUUUAAUCAACAUAGAUAUUCUAUAGAAAAUGUAA